Messenger RNA from Cucurbitaria berberidis CBS 394.84, 933 nucleotides. Its product is annotated as tethering factor for nuclear proteasome sts1. The transcript has 2 exons. The record is from RefSeq and is a predicted model, not a curated record. Gene Ontology annotation, cellular component: nucleus. Gene Ontology annotation, biological process: proteasome localization; nuclear protein quality control by the ubiquitin-proteasome system. NCBI's taxonomy places the organism in Eukaryota, Fungi, Ascomycota, Dothideomycetes, Pleosporales, Cucurbitariaceae. Bases 1 to 933 code for a protein of 310 amino acids.
AUGAAUGUCGUUAACCAGAACUUCACCCCCCCUCACCUUUUGAACCACAACCGCCUCUCACCACAUCGCAUUCUCUCGUCUUCUUCAGCCAUGUCUACUCGCAAGCGGAAAGCCGACGACGAUGGCAGCAGCGGCGGAGACGACGAACGCAUGUCUGCCUCUCCCUCCGCCUCGCCCGCCAUGUCGGCACGACCGCCGCCACGAGGGAUGAAGCGUAUGCGGACCAACAUGUCUGGACGACCGCUGCCAUUGCCACGUCUCCUCGAGACGCUCAACGCCGACGAGAUGCGGAACCUGCUGCAGUCCAUCUGCCAGCGCCAUCCAGACAUCGGCCACGAGGUCGUUUCUACAGCGCCGCGGCCAAGCAUACAAUCAACCUUGGAAGUACUGUCAAAAUAUGAAACCUCGUUCCAGGCCGCGUUCCCCUUCGGCGGCCGCUCGUCAUCAGAUUAUGCCUACAAUCGAGUUCGGCAACAGCUCAUCGAACUACUAGAUGCCCUGAAAGACUUUACCCCUCACUUCCUUCCACCAAACGAACAACAGCCCGCCACAUCACUCGCCUUUCUCGACGGUGUAACCGACAUCAUCCAUCGCCUGCCUGACUGGGACACGUACCAGCACAACCGGCACAAACAGGAGGCCUAUGAAGAGAUGGCAAAGGCUUGGGCGAUAGUCAUCCGGGAAGCUGCCAAGAAGGCGGGCGGGAUACAACUACAAUACGGUGGAUGGGAUCAGAAGAUCGCCAAGCACAAUGAAGUCUCGGGUGGCAAGAUGCAGGAGGCUGUCAACGAGUUGCGUGGAGGCCUGGGAUGGAUGGGAGCUGAUGCGCCGAACCCUGUCGCGAGCGGGCCUGCUGAUGCCCUAUCUGUUCGACAACAGUUGUUGAGUGGAAACUACGGUAUCGGGUCGCCCGCCCGCAUCGGUGCAUGGUAG